Pimephales promelas (fathead minnow) is the source of this 1765-nucleotide messenger RNA. It is a transcript of the gene arf6a, whose product is annotated as ARF GTPase 6a. The record is from RefSeq and is a predicted model, not a curated record. NCBI's taxonomy places the organism in Eukaryota, Metazoa, Chordata, Actinopteri, Cypriniformes, Leuciscidae. Gene Ontology annotation, molecular function: GTPase activity; GTP binding.
AAACAGGAAGCAGCGCUGAAGCGGGUCCGCACCUUUUCCGGUAAUAUCAAGAGGAGAAGCAACACGACCGGGACCGAGAGAACGAGGACCAGAGAGAACCGAGCCGACAGAACCGAGCCGGGGCGCGCGACCGGGCGGCUGAUAUACGAGGUGAAGCGGCGCGCGCUGAGGCGCGUUCGCGGUCGCGUUCAGUACGCGGACAGAAGAGGGGAAAGAGGAAGAGGGCUUGUUUGGACCAGAACCAGAACUGAUGAUCUGAAGUGUGUGUGUGUGUGUGUGAAGGGAAUGAGCGCGAGCGAGCGGCGACCCGACAGUCGGUACACAAGAAGGAAGUCAGAAAGAAAAGGCCUAUUUUUGUUUUUUCUUCAUUCAUUUUGAGGUCUGGUCACAUUUCCCAACUGUAUUAGAUCCAAAUUUUUUAUUUAUUCAAGGAAAAGCGUUGAGUCAUAUGUAUUUCUGUGAAGCUGCAGGACCAAAAAAACACACUUUUUGCAUCACACAUACUAUAUAUGCACAGCCUACAAAAUGGGGAAGAUGCUUUCCAAGAUAUUUGGCAACAAGGAGAUGAGAAUAUUAAUGCUUGGACUUGAUGCGGCGGGAAAAACGACGAUUCUUUACAAACUCAAACUGGGACAGUCGGUCACGACCAUCCCGACCGUCGGGUUCAACGUGGAAACCGUGACGUAUAAGAACGUGAAGUUUAACGUGUGGGAUGUGGGCGGUCAGGAUAAGAUCCGGCCCCUGUGGCGGCACUAUUACACCGGCACACAAGGACUGAUCUUCGUAGUGGACUGUGCGGAUCGGGACCGGAUCGACGAGGCCCGACAGGAGCUUCAUCGCAUUAUUAACGACCGCGAAAUGCGCGACGCCAUUAUCCUGAUAUUCGCCAACAAGCAAGAUCUCCCCGACGCCAUGAAGCCGCACGAGAUCCAGGAGAAACUCGGCCUGACCCGGAUCCGAGACCGCAACUGGUACGUUCAGCCGUCCUGCGCCUCGACGGGCGACGGACUCUACGAAGGGCUCACCUGGCUCACGUCCAAUUACAAAUCAUAAUGCGAGUCAAAACUUAGAAGCAAAUUAACCAAUAACUCGUUGAGUUUUCUUUUCUUUUUCAUACGCCCGCUUUCUUUCAGCACUCUGUAUAAUCCUUCUGUUACGUUUCGAAUGUUCGUAAAGUAGUGCCGUGCGACCGAUUAAUCGCAUCCACAAUGAGCGUUUCGUAGAUAUGCAAAUAUUUCUUAUGUAUUUAUAUAUGCUAAAUAAUUCUACACCUAUAUUAUGUGAGCAGAAACUUGUAUUUCGGAUGCGAUUAAUCGGUCGCUACCGUAAAGUAUUACUUAACUCAGAAGCUGUGGGAGGGGUUUGUUUUGUUUGUUGUUUGUCUGAAGACCCAGUUGUUCUAGUCCUGAAAUGGCAGCUUGUUUGUUUACCUCUGUGCCAUCAUCACUUAUGCCGAAUGUACGGAGAAUAGCUGCAGUGCCGAGCUUUUAAAUAAACUCACCAACCAAGCAGAUCCAGUGUGUGUUCCCUGAAGAUGCACUUUCCCCCUGAGCUGCUGGUGAUGUGAAGCCAGGGGAAUUAUGGGUAAUGAAAACCAGUUUUUCUGAAUGGCGAGCGGUGUCAGGCCUGGUUCUCUAAACUGCACCGCUCACAUCGAGACUUUUUUGUCUCAUGAUAAAUUAAUGCUUUGUUUUAUUGUUUUCACUUCUAUGUUAUGCUGAAGAAAUAAUAAAUCUGUAUAUAUAAAUAUACAUAUAUAUCUCAA